Molecule: messenger RNA, 1274 nt
Organism: Phyllotreta striolata
Lineage: Eukaryota; Metazoa; Arthropoda; Insecta; Coleoptera; Chrysomelidae
Source: the annotation of a GenBank genome assembly
UCGUUUUAUUUAUUUAAGUCAAACGUAUAGUAGAGGUUUCGGCUUGGCGAGCCCGGAUUAGUUGUUAACUCGCCGUCUUGAAAUGACCUUCUCGGUCUCCCGCGAAACGCCAUUUCCACGCCGAUUUUCUCAAUCGAAUCGCCGAACGAUCUGUUAGUUACGAAUCGCGCCUUCUUCUAACCCAAUUACCUUUCUGUUGACCCAAGUGGCGCUAAAUUUAGUCGUCGCAGUUCGAAUUUCGUAAGGUGUGUGUGUGUGUCCGUUUUGCAACUUUCAAGGCGAGAGAACAUUUCGUCGGUGCGGGUGUAAAUCGAGUUUUCUCAUCGGGAGUAAUGAGCAAAAACUUCGGAUCACCGCCGCCUUACGGCCCCCCGCAGGCGGCCCCGCCGAGCUAUGCCCAGGCCAUCGGGGGAGUACCGCCCUCCAGUCCAUACGUACCAAAUCACGCUCUAGUCACAAAAGGACCGUCAGAAAUCGUGACGACGGUGGUUCCGGUGGGACCGAAUCCAACGCACAUGAUAUGUCCACAUUGCCAGGCUGAAAUAUACACCACGACAAAGACGGCUCCUGCGAACGUUUGCCUCGCUUUAUUAGGAUGCUGCCUUAUCCCUUGUUGUAUGGAUAAAUGUUUAAACGUGUCCCAUUCCUGUCCCAAUUGUAAUAAUUACAUUGGAACAUACAAACGAUAAAAAAUUGUAACAUACAUAUAAUGAACCUGGAGUAUUUCGACUCACUUGAUUUAGCUGAAUGAUGGAUUUUGGAGAAAGAGCGAUAUUUUUAUUAAUUAGGAAUUAACAUAAUUCGUUUCAGGCUGUCAGUGAAUUUGAGAACGCUUGUACAAAGGAUUGGAAUAUUUUAGCAUUUAUAUUUAAUGAAGUAACCUGUUGGAAAAGAUCUGCAAUUCUAAUUUUUCAAUAGCACGCAUACUUAAUGUUAAAUCAUCUGAUUUAAUUAAAUCAUUUUAAUUUUGCAAAAUCAUAAAUUGCGCGUAUAUGUUGUUGAAGAUAAACCGAAUGUGUUCUUAUAUUUUUUAUUUUACCUACACCUUUGGAUAUUUUUGUAGGUAGAAACAAUAAUAAUUGUAUUUGUGCCUAUUAUUAAAUAUGACUUUAAUAAUUACUUAAAAUUAUAGGUAGUUAAAAAGAUUGUAUAAUUAGUUGCACCUUUGUUAAUAUUUUUGUAUUACUUUACUAAUCUUUUAAAAUAGUAUCCAAUUAAACGUGUUAAAAGAGUAUUUAACUAGUGUACUUAUCUAGUGUAUAACUAAUAAAUAA